UCCUGAGAGGAAUCAUCACCGAGAAGCUGAGCACAGCCGCCCGGGAGAUCUUAGCGGUGGUGGAGAGGACCGUAGCCGACUACGAGGAGGAGGGUUCGGGCUUCAGGCAGGAGAUCGACCGACAGAGGAGGCAGCUGGAGCUCCUGCAGCCUCAGGUCACACUCCACAGAGGAGACCUGCACAAACAUGAGGAGAUGGUUGUUGGAGAGGAACCAGAGGAGCAGCAACUCAUACAGACAGAU
Molecule: messenger RNA, 242 nt
Organism: Austrofundulus limnaeus
Lineage: Eukaryota; Metazoa; Chordata; Actinopteri; Cyprinodontiformes; Rivulidae
Product: histone H2A.Z-specific chaperone CHZ1
Source: RefSeq, a predicted model, not a curated record